Mollisia scopiformis is the source of this 1726-nucleotide messenger RNA. RefSeq lists its product as uncharacterized. The transcript is spliced from 4 exons. The record is from RefSeq and is a predicted model, not a curated record. The coding region runs from base 216 to 1331 and encodes 371 amino acids. NCBI's taxonomy places the organism in Eukaryota, Fungi, Ascomycota, Leotiomycetes, Helotiales, Mollisiaceae.
AUGACUCCACUUGGAGGGCUUAGUGGUUCAUCCUGCUGUUUCCCCAGACAUUUAUGCUUACUUCGAUUUCUACUCCUCGAGUGUUCAUUUAUAAUGUCUAGAUCAAAAUUCAUCAUUAAGCGAUGGUGAUCGAAGCUCUAGCUGUGUUUCUAUGACAGAGGGACCUCCUCACACUAGGUAGAUUGGAAAGUCCCACAAUUCUUCUACAACUCAUUAUGAGGCUCGCUGGACCAUUGAGCUUCCUUUCAAUUCUCUUGCUCUCAGCUACCGUCCAAGCGAAUAUACAACAAUAUCUCGACUCAGUACCAGAAUGCGGUCUUGCUUGCGUCACCUCGAUCAUACCGCACUUCAACUGCAAUAUAUCAAUCCCAUGUAUCUGUACCAACAACUCCCGCUCAUCCGCCCUCAACACUUGCGUCUCUAAAAAUUGCACAAUCAUCGAACAACUACAAAUCGUCAAUAUAACCCAUCUAGCAUGCGGAGAACCAGUUCAAUCCCGUCAAGCGCAUCUCAUCGGAACAGUCGCUCUCGGGAUCGUAGCCUUUAGUUUCGUAAACCUACGUCUCUACUCACGCUGGACCCUAGGAGGGAUAUGGAACGCAGACGACUGGAUCAUGGUGGGCGUUGAUGGAUGUCUACUCCCAUUCAUGAUAGUAGGCUGUCUCGCAGCCGCCGAAGGCUUCGGCAAAAACAUCUACAACGUCGGCACCGAAAACUUAGUAACAGCCCUCGAAGUCUUUUUCUGGGGAGAAAUAGCCUACGUGACCUUAUUAGGACUCUGCAAAACGUCUGUUCUGCUCUUCUACCUGCGCAUCUUUCCUUACACGCGCUGUCGGAUCGCUUGCUACAUCACUCUGGCCUGGGUCGGUAUCUGCACCGUCCUCUACCAAUUCUUAGUGCUAUUGCAAUGUUUACCUCUAAGCUACAACUGGGAAGGAUGGAAGCAAGACCUAGGACAUCCGGACAGAUGUCUAGACCUGAAUGCCCUAAACUACAGCUCCGCUGGAAUCAACAUCGCCCAGGAUCUCGUAAUCCUCGUAAUCCCCGUCCCAUGGCUGGUAGGCCUGAACUGCAGCCUCCGAAACAAACUGCAAAUCCUCGCCAUGUUCGGAGUAGGCAUCUUCAUCUGCCUCUGCUCCAUCAUCCGUCUGACCAAACUGCCCUCUUUUAAAGCGACCAAGAACCGACGUGGGAGUUCACCGAUCCGAUGUAUUGGACUGCUAUCGAGGUCUAUGUUGCGAUCAUCAUUCCCUCGCUGCCAGCUAUUCAAUCGCUGCUUUCGCAUCACUUUCCUGCGUUCUUUGCGAGUGAUACGCCGGUGCCGUCGUUGAGGGUUGAUCAGCAGCAUCCGUAUCAGCGGUCGAGAUCGCUGACGAAGGGGACGGGGACGGGAUCUACAGUGUCGGGAGAGAGUCGGGGGAGCGAACGGCAGGUGAGUAGCGGAGGAAAGGAAGAGUGGUUAGAAUUGGGGGAUAAAAGGCAGGGGACAGUAUCGACGGGCGUGAUGGCGGACAGAAGUUGGGGUGAUAGGAGGGAGUAGAUAUAGAAUAACGAGGGGAUAGGAAUCGUUGUUAGUACGAGUACGCACACUGUUGUUCAGACGCGAGAACAGGGUUGGCUGGAUGAUAUUGAAGUUGGAGAUGGGCGCGGAGGAAUGGAGACCUGGAAGCUGUUUGAGAGGAGUGAAAGUUGAGUGGGUUUGACAUGAAUCUUAUGCUUAUGAGCU